Molecule: messenger RNA, 1965 nt
Organism: Bombyx mori (domestic silkworm)
Lineage: Eukaryota; Metazoa; Arthropoda; Insecta; Lepidoptera; Bombycidae
Product: inactive hydroxysteroid dehydrogenase-like protein 1
Exons: 6
Coding region: 456-1412 (318 amino acids)
Cellular component (GO): endoplasmic reticulum
Molecular function (GO): oxidoreductase activity
Source: RefSeq, a predicted model, not a curated record
CUCUGAGAAAUUGUGUGAGAAGAUAAAAACAGCUAGCUCCUCUUUAUAUUUAUAUUCUCAGAACUUAACAUGAGAGCACAAUUCAUUGCUUGUUAUUAUUGUUGUUGCGUCCGGGUAUUAUUGUCUUAACUUUUAUUACAAAGAUCUAUUGAUUUGUGUCUUACAAAUGGUUUUGUCUUGUAAACGGUAUGUGGAUAGCAAGUUCCAGACGAACGUGCCAAUUAAGUGUUAAUUUCUUAACUAAUUUAGGUCAAUAGAAACGUCAUAAAUUACCGAACAGUUUGAAAGUUCACAUGCUGGUAAACAAUGUUAGCAGGCAGCGCGAGUUUGUAGGUCAAGCGAUAGUGUCAAAGCAGCUGAUAGCCGCUAGCUCGUUUCGUAUCGACUGCUUAGUCAACGACUUACACUGAGCUUGGUUGCACGCUUACUGAGACGUUCUAAAAAGCGAUCUAAAUAUGUUUUUCACGUUGUUAAUAGUUCUCCUAGUUGUAAUCGGUUUGUUGGCUGUGUUGUCGAUUGCUCUGGACUCGCUGUGGAGUCCUUUAGAGUUGGUUUCGUCUUAUUUGAUGCCGUACUUCCUGCCCGCCGAGGAUCAGCCGCUGACCAAAAAGUUCGGAUCGUGGGCCGUUGUGACCGGCGGCACGGACGGUAUCGGUAAGCACUACGCCAAGGAGCUGGCACGACGCGGCCUCAACGUGGUCAUCAUCAGCAGAAACCCUGAAAAAUUGAAAGCAACGGUCACUGAAAUCGAAAAAGAACACAACGUGAAAACCAAGAUGGUGGUUGCUGACUUCAGUAAAGGCCUUGAAGUGUACGCUCAUAUCGAAGAGGAACUCAAAGACAUUCCUAUCGGUAUACUAGUGAACAAUGUUGGCGUACAGUACGAUUACCCGACGGAGCUUGGUGACCUGCCGAUGUCGAAAGCGUGGGAGAUAGUCCACGUGAAUGUCGGAGCCGUUACCAGUAUGACCAGGCUCGUGGUAAAGGAGAUGGCCAAGAGGGGAAAGGGUGCUGUGGUCAACGUGUCUUCCGGCUCCGAGCUGCAGCCACUGCCGUUGAUGGCUGUGUACGCAGCUACCAAGGCUUACGUUCGCAGUUUCACACUGGCGAUUCGCGAAGAAUACGCUCCUAAAGGGAUCCACGUUCAGCACAUGUCGCCACUUUUCGUGUCAACGAAGAUGAACUCGUUCUCCCAGCGGCUUCUCGAUGGGAACCUGCUGGUGCCUGAUGCUGCCACUUACGCAAAACACGCAGCGGCUACUCUCGGUCGUGUACAUGACACCACUGGGUAUUGGCUUCAUGGAAUACAGUACUUCUUCAUUAAGAUAGCACCGGUGUGGUUAAGGACAAAGAUUGGACAUAAUCUGAAUAGACAGUUUCGGGUGGAAUACGAUACAAAGAAAAAGUUAUAAGAUGAAGACUAGGAAAGUCUGAUGUACUCCGCAUUGCAGCCUAAUGAUCGGUGGAAGUUUCCUUAUAUGAUGGUGUCAACGGGAAAUGAUUGCUACUUUUAGGUGAACUAUUGAUUCGUCUGCUGAUCUAUUCUUAUGUGAUAAAUGGAAGAUAGUCGAUACGCUUUUGUGUUGUAAUUAUGUAUUUAUAAUAUUAAAACUGGUAAUCCUGGUGAUAUUAGAACAAUAGACAACUAAGUCCAAAAAUAAUGUAGACUACAAUUAUUCGAGGCUCUAAUCUAUGUUUAAAUAUGCAAAGAUACAAUACAUAAAUACCACUUUUUCUUCUGUGGGUCAACUGAUACUCAUUUUUUUUUGUACCUAUUGUUAAAGUUUAUUCUUGUCAUUUUAUUGCGCCAGUUUUUUUUUUUUCAAAUUGGUGUCAAUAAAGCAAAAGAGGAUACGUAAUAUAUUAAAUGAAUCUACGUACGUCUUGAACUAGUACAUAAUUUAGUUUAAUAUAAUAAGUUACAUUAAAAUGGUCGCUUAAUAAAGAUUUUUGUGAAACGGAAAA